AUGCUGCCUUAUCGUAGUCCAGAACCAGCUGAACAGAAGCUCGAGAGCAAUGACAUCGUUUGCGGGGGAGACCCGGCAACGCCAAGCCCUUCAACACCAACGCGUGAAAAACAGUCUCCGCAUCAUUUAACCAUCUAUCACCACCUACAAUGGGAGCCCCCCCACUACCGCAAGAUCGAGCUCCAGUCUCCAGCAGACUUUACAUACCUCUAUGCCAACACAGUUGCACUCUCCCGCCAAAAACUCGACUUGAAUUUACCCCCAUCCGCAUCAAACGAUGACACUCCAGAUCCUAUGCGCGAACGCGUAAGGGAAUUAGUAGAUGACUACAUAACCCGUACCUUCACAACCGCAUCUUCCUCAAUCAGCAUUAAUGGCAUCGACUCCUCCCACCCUCAAUUCCCCUUCCCAGCUUCCUUCACCGCACCUGAAACAGUCGAGUAUGAGCCCUUUGAUUCGGAGCUUGCCUCACGCGUCUCAGCUCUCUAUGCACAGCUUGAGUCUCUUACUACGACGGUAGCGCAGCUCCGACGGGAUGCACCACGACAAGCUGCAAAGUCAUACGCAACUCAGUUAAGGCAACUCCUUAAAGAAGAGGGUGAAGAAGAUGAGGAGGAAGAUAAUGAUGUGGAUGAAGGUGCUGAGAAUACAAAUGAGAAGGAUAAUGGGGCGAUGGAUGUGGAUGAGAAUGGUGAUGGUUCAUCGAAUCAGAAAGAUGGGAAGCAACCUACUGGAUCUAGUCGGUCGCGAAGAUCUCGACGGGAUCCAGAGUGGGAGUUGCAGAUUCCACUAGGGACUCGUGAGGAGACGGAACGUUGGCGGAGUGGGGAUAUGGCGGAUGUGUAUGAGAAUACUUUAAGAACGUUGCAGCGCCUGCAAGGCGAGGCGGAUGCGGACGAAGAGGGAUCAAAGGGCAAUGCGUUGGCCACGACAGUUGGAAAGGCCGAGAGGGCUGGACGGGCAGCUGAUGUGGUGGAGAAGAUGUGA
Messenger RNA from Penicillium malachiteum, 987 nucleotides. RefSeq lists its product as uncharacterized. The record is from RefSeq and is a predicted model, not a curated record. The coding region runs from base 1 to 987 and encodes 328 amino acids. Lineage: Eukaryota; Fungi; Ascomycota; Eurotiomycetes; Eurotiales; Aspergillaceae. The transcript is spliced from 3 exons. Gene Ontology annotation, biological process: mitotic sister chromatid segregation. Gene Ontology annotation, cellular component: kinetochore; MIS12/MIND type complex.